UCCAAUAGAUGACUAAAAUUAAACUCCCAAAAAUCCUGUAUUGGGGACAGCCAAAAACAUAUUUAGCCUAAAAUACACCCUCUUCUCCAAUAGAUGACUAAAAUUUGGUUCCCAAAAAUUUAAAAUUUUUCCACAUCAUCAUUAGUGGGCCCUUCCCAACUAAUUUUCUACCUGCUCGUUAAAAUCACAGGCGAGAGCGGAGGGGGAGAUCGCGUCGCGCGUGAGAGGCGAGGAGGAGAUCGCGGCGUGCGGAUGCGGAGGGGAAUGGGCAUGGUCGACGCGACGCACGCGGACGGAAGGAGAUGGCUGCUCAUCCUAGUCGCGCGCGAGAUCGCAACUGAUACCGUUGGCGAGGUUAUAUAUCAGACGCAGCGAUAUACGAAAUUGAUCGAAGGACACAGUGCUAUAGACGCACAUAGAGCUCUUCCUCUGUCAGCGCCGGCGGCGUUAGCACUUCACUCAAUCAGAGCUCUUCCUCUGUCAGGGCCGGCGACGUUAGCACCUCACUUAAUCAGGCAACUGCAGCAAGCAGCAACGAUUGGUGACAGGCACAAGCUCUUGUGCAGUGCUUGAUUUGAUCCAAGAUGAGUCGACCUCGCUCCUCGUUUCAACAGCUCGUGGAUGAAUCAUCGUCUGACGAUGACGAUGAUUUUUUUUUUGCCACGGCACAAAUCGUCCAUAGCUAUUGGCACUCUGUCAAUGCACCAAGACAUGGUGGGUCAGUCAUGGGACAUGAAGUGAUUGAUCGCAACAGAGAAGCACGGCACUUGAGAUUAUACCAAGACUACUUUUCCAAUAAUCCUACCUAUGGCCCAGUUUUAUUCAGGCGCAGGAAUAGAAUGAGCAGGCCUCUGUUUCUCCGCAUAAUGAAUGCAAUAGAGGAUCACGAUGACUAUUUUGUGCAGAAGAGAAAUGCAGCUGGUUUAAUUGGGUUCAGUUGUCACCAAAAGGUCACUGCAGCAAUGCGUCAGUUGGCUUAUGGUAUAGCAGCAGAUGCUUUGGAUGAAUAUCUCGGUAUUGCAGAAAGUACCGCUAUAGAGAGCCUGAGAAGGUUUGUGAAAGCAGUUGUACAAGUUUUUGAACAUGAAUACUUAAGAUCACCCAAUGAGAACGAUACAACUCGAUUACUUGAACUUGGGGAGGACAGAGGUUUCCCCGGUAUGUUAGGCUCCAUAGAUUGCAUGCAUUGGAAGUGGAAGAACUGCCCUACAGAAUUGCACGGUAUGUACCAAGGGCACGUGCACGAGCCUACAAUAAUUUUAGAAGCCGUUGCUUCAAAGGAUCUCUGGAUUUGGCACGCUUUUUUUGGUAUGCCUGGGUCUCAUAACGAUAUCAAUGUACUUCAUCGAUCCCCGCUAUUUGCAAAGCUAGCUGAAGGCAAGGCUCCUGAAGUGAACUAUAGUAUAAAUGGACACGAUUAUAUGAUGGGAUAUUAUCUUGCUGAUGGCAUAUAUCCUUCUUGGGCCACAUUUGUGAAGACCAUACCAGAACCACAUGGCAACAAGAGGAAAUAUUUUGCCAAAGCACAGGAAGCAGUAAGGAAGGAUGUCGAACGAGCUUUUGGGGUUCUGCAAGCUCGAUUUGCCAUUGUUCGAGGGCCAGCUCGACAUUGGGAUGAAAAGACUCUGGGAUACAUCAUGAAAGCUUGUGUUAUCAUGCAUAACAUGAUUAUUGAAGAUGAGGGAGAAGUUGAUUGGGAAGAACGGUUCCCAGAGGGAGGAGAAAAUGUCAGAGUGUCCCACGAUGAAAUACCUGAUCUUGAUGAUUUUAUCCAGAUGCACAAAAAAAUAAGGGACGACGAAACUCACUAUCAGCUACGUGAAGACCUAGUGGAGCACUUGUGGCAACAUUAUCCUGAUAAAUAUUGAGGUUUUAUUUAUAUGUUUGAAUUCCAUGUAAUAAAUAGUAUACAUAUGUGAGGAUUUGCAAAAUCAUUUUAAUUUGUUCUUCAUGUAUUGAAUAAAUGGUGUACUGUUCGGUUUAAGAAUAGUACAGGAGAAUUAAUAAAAGUGCACUUCCUUU
Oryza sativa Japonica Group (Japanese rice) is the source of this 2022-nucleotide messenger RNA. Its product is annotated as protein ALP1-like. NCBI's taxonomy places the organism in Eukaryota, Viridiplantae, Streptophyta, Magnoliopsida, Poales, Poaceae. The record is from RefSeq and is a predicted model, not a curated record.